Molecule: messenger RNA, 4029 nt
Organism: Sebastes umbrosus (honeycomb rockfish)
Lineage: Eukaryota; Metazoa; Chordata; Actinopteri; Perciformes; Sebastidae
Gene: adm2b
Product: adrenomedullin 2b
Exons: 2
Coding region: 1481-1993 (170 amino acids)
Biological process (GO): adenylate cyclase-activating G protein-coupled receptor signaling pathway; positive regulation of heart rate; regulation of systemic arterial blood pressure
Cellular component (GO): extracellular region
Molecular function (GO): hormone activity
Source: RefSeq, a predicted model, not a curated record
GAUAAAUGUCAGCUUUUGUAGUUAACUUUACAAAUGUCACAAGAGCAUUUUCUGCUCAUAUAUUUUAGAAAAGGGCACGUGGGCAUGGAUGUAGAUUGACAAUGCUGUUACUGUUCACAGUUCAGAUAUAACAUGUGAUUUCUCUGCUGGGCAAGAGUCUUUAAUGCCAGAACCGGGAGCGUUACUGAAAGGCACUUAUUUCAUCUCUUAUCAGCAAUGCUUUACUGUGAGCUAAUUAUUGAUGGAUAAUUGUAUUUAUCAGUUUCCAAUCAAUCGUCCACUCACACACUUCAAGGUCUCACUAACACUGCAGGCUUUCAUUAGACCUCUAUAGCCCAAUAGCACAAUUAGCUUCUCUUGUAAUGACUUUGUUAUUAAAGUGCAGGUUGAUUUUGGUUUAUUUUUGUCUUUGUUUAGCACUAAUCAACAUGCAUGGUAUCAUUUUUUCAGCACAAACUCAGCUAUAAGUCUGACAAAGCAGCUCCAAGAAAUUCUAAAAUACAACAAAAAUGACACAUGCAUAAUCAAUCAAAAUACAAUUAGGCCUAUAGAACAGUUUUAGGGUGAAAACAAAAACAUUGUUUUACUAUUUAUACACAUAAAUGCAGCCGGGAAAUGUCUAUUUACAUGCAAAAAUGAUUUUACUCCAGCUAGAUUUAGUGUAUUUUUCAUUUAAAGUCUGCCUGUAAAUCACUGAAAAUAUUAAUAAUUCACACUUUUAAGAUUUAUUUUUAAAAAUGUCUUGAUAUGAUAUCUACAACUGGUUUGUUCAGCUUGCUCACCGAUGAAUAGAAGGACUCCAGAGGGUUUUAAUACGACCUCGGUGUCUUUAAUGAUGGGUUCAGUAGCUCCUUUCUAACUGGGUCAAGCUCACUCUGGCCACAAAUAGAAGCUCCUUGUGUAAAAAAGACACAAAAUCCAAUAACAAAAUCUAUAAGGACACCUAUAAAGUCACCAUGACCUCACAUUUAAAAAAAACAAAACAACAGAUAGGUCUUUAUAGGUCUAUGGCAAAAUGUCCUUCACCUCUAUAACCAAGAUUAUAUGAGAAGACUGGUUUUGAUUCAUUAGAGGUAAGGUUGUUGAGUCCUUGUUGAGGACAGACAAUAAGCCUUCCUCCCUCCUCCCCCUCCUCUUCCUCCUCCUCCUCCUCCCUCAAGCAAGCUUUAUAAAUGAGAGAUCUCAGGACUCCAGUUGCUCCCGAUGUGAGCACCAAUGAGCUCCUGAGUUUUCACCUCUUUUUCAGUGGAUUUUUUUUUUAUUAUAAGCAACAAGGCCAGUGAGUGUGCAGAGAGGAUGCAGCAGACUGAUGAUGCUGUCACUCAUCCAUACGAUGCAACUUCUUAAAAUAACUUAAAACAACUCCAAAAGUGUUUUCACUGGAUUUUUUUCCGCUUUUAGAAAAUUAAUAUUUUUUUUGGUCUUCUGAGAUCCACCACCACCUCCACCCCCCCGGACAGCGCGUCUCCACUGCGCCGCCAUGUGCGCGCUGCUGCCGGCCUGGUUGUGCCUGCUGCUCGGCCUCCUGCCUCUGGAGAUCCAGUCCCGGGCUUUGACUCUGCAGAGCCUCACUCACAGACAGAGGUCGAGUUUACCCAGAACCUAUAAAUACCCAAAGUCUUCUAACACCGCCAUCAUGCCUACUGCGUCUGAUCUCUCUGUUGCCGUUGACAACCACAUCACCGAGGGAGACCGACAUAUCAUCUGGAGGGCCCUGCUGCACAAAGAGCCCCCGCCGAGGUUGUCCGACCUGUUGGUCGACCAAAGAGACAGUGUACUAUGGGAAGCGCCGGUCUGGCAGCGUGGGUCAAGGGGUCGUCGCCAUGCCCACAGUGGCGGCGGGAGGGGCCACGGCCAUCUGAUGAGGGUGGGGUGUGUCCUAGGCACCUGUCAGGUUCAGAACCUCAGCCACCGUCUCUACCAGCUGAUUGGACAGAGCGGGAGGGAAGUCUCCUCCCCCAUUAACCCUCGCAGUCCACACAGCUUCGGCUAACACCACACCACGAAAGCUACCGACACCUUUACCAUCAAACGCUGGCAAGUUAGCCAGAUCGUUUUUUGCAUCAGUGACACAAUUAGACAGCAAAAUAAGCAUUUGACGUCAGUCCUUGAAAUCCAGUCUCCUAGAAAUGUGUUCUAAAUUGUUUUUCCCUGUUGUGUUGUGAUGAAAAAUGUAAUCGCUUGCUGGAUUAUGUUCAGACUGAGGCAACGUUUCUUUGAGUAAAUGGAGCAGGUAUACAAUAUCUGUUUGCAAGAUCGGAUAUUUUGGCCGAAAACAAAUUAAAUACGUUGUCAGAGAACAUUUUAUUGGUACGUUCAGUAUCAACAUUGCAACUUGCCACAUAAGUUAACUAACAAUAUUUCCUCAUUAUGUUGAUAGAAAUCCCUGCAGCAUUACUUUUCUCCUAAAACAUAUUUGCUGCUCCAAAGUAGUAAUAUAUGGCAUGCAGGUAAUUUCAAGGAGACAGGGUUGGUCCCGAUCUCAGCUGAUUAGUAUCAAAAGUAUAGUUAUGGUUUAUUACAACUAUUCACAACAACUUGGGUCUUAUUUUUGUAGUUGUAGUAGUUGUAGUUUUGACCGUCAAAUAAACUGCUGAGAUCUGGGAAUGGAGCGACAUUGCCAAAAAGAUGUCAGACGGAGCAAGAAACACAAGCAGACCGAUUUUAAACAAAACCCCAAGUCAGCCAAACUAGGGGAAUAGUAAAUAGUAAAUAACCAUCGCAGUCUGCGGGAAACUUUCAAGGCAGGGGUCACAUGACAGACCGCACAUGACUCUUGCUUUGCAGGUUGCAUCGGUGCCUCAAGAGUCUCCCCACAGUUUAUAGGCCAACUUCCUGGUACAAUUUAUUAUCACAGACAUGUCAGGUGUGCUCACUUUCGGGUUUACCUGCAAGUGGUUUAGAAUGCUCUGGCUAAACUUGUGGCUCGUUUCAUCAUUUGACUGAGAAGAAACCAAGUUUAUUGCCCCUUCAGACUCUGAUGUAGUGAUGUUACCAUGUUCCCAGAUCCAAGCAAUUAUUCUGGUGAGCACAAUGUGAUCAUAGCCUAUAGAUACGAUAGACAACACUACGAAAAUGAGUUGUAAUAAACCAGAAUUUCUGCAUUGUUUAAUAUUAUGGCCUCUAGUUUCAUAGAGGUGACGGCCAACGCAAAUUGGAGAUUUCCACAGCCACCAAUUUACAGUCUUGGGUGUUUUGGCAUUCAUACAAUAACACCCAUUUAGACACGAUGAUGUAAACAAGAAAAAUUGUGAAUGAGCGAUGCCUCUCUCAAACUGACCUACCUAACUAAUGUCUACUAUCGUCAUCAAUGGUGAUCCUGCUGAUCUGAACAUACUUGAGCUCAGAGCUAAUCUGUCUUUCAAAAGGACCUCCAUCUACGUCUGCAAACAAGUAGCUUUACUUCAGUGCGAACAGAAACCCAGAAUAACCUCCAAUCAAACCCCGUUAACCCUUCACCCAAAACCCCACAGAGCACACAGUUAGCCAAAAUAACCACUAACCCUAAUCCGUGAUCUGUCGUGACGCUUCUUAACGUCUCGUAACAAGGACAACUGGACUGCAGUGGGGUUUUUUGAACCUGUAAACUGCAACUCUACGAUGCAUCAUUUUGAUUUUUGUCACUGUUAAGUCUGUUUUUGAGCCUUAAUUGCUUUAAUCAUUUGUAAGGCCUUGUAAUGUUUUUGCCUAUCCAAAUUAAGCACCACUGUGAAUGUUGACUAUCAAAGUGUUAUUUAAAGCUUUAUAGUCUUCUGCUUUUCUGUGUGUGUGUGUCAGUUCAGCAACAGUGUCAGUAGUUAAAUGUUAAUAGGAAUGCAUGAGAGCACUUUAUUCUUCUUUACAUUCAGUAUGACUUGAAUUUUAAAAAUGUGUUAUUUAACUUAAUGAGAUCAUUUUGUUGUAAAUAUCCCACUUUACUAAAUCUUCAUGUUCAUGUGAGCGCCCCUUCAAGGUACAAGUUUCCUUUUGUAAACUACCUGUGUUGCUUCCAUGUAAUACUUUUUAUUUUACAGUAGCAGCUUUGUUUAA